GUCUGUGUGGUGUGAUGAGUGUGUGUGUUUGAUCCCCGAGACAGACAGGUUGUCCGACGCUGUCCCUCCCUGUCCCGCUCCCGGCGGCCGGUGCCGGACGCGGAGACGCCUCUCUGGCUCCGCUCCUCGCCACCGCCCCCGCCGCUUUGCUUUACCACCUCCUCUCCUGUGCUGUGCAUUCAUCAAAGCUCCGAACGAAUGCGCGUUUCUCUUUCCGCAUGCAUUUGAUUAAUCUGCAACACAUACCAGUCCAGCUAUAAAGCCUGCCUCGCCUCGUCUUCCCCACACUCCACUCCACUGCCUGCUGGCGGCUGCUGCUUCCUUCCAGAUCUAGGGGAUCAAGCAACCAGCCUUCCCCGCGCCGCCAGCAAUGGCGGCACCCCCGCCCGCGCCGUUCCUCCUCCUGCUCGCCGUGGCAGCAGCGUCGCUCGCCGGCGCCGACGACCCUUACCGCUACUUCACCUGGACCGUCACCUACGGGCCAAUCAGCCCGCUCGGCACCACGCAGCAGGGCAUCCUGAUCAACGGCCAGUUCCCGGGCCCGCGCAUCGACUGCGUGACGAACGACAACCUGGUGGUGAACGUGGUCAACAGCCUGGACGAGCCGUUCCUGCUCACCUGGAACGGCGUCAAGCAGCGCAAGAACUCGUGGCAGGACGGGGUAGCGGGCACCAACUGCGGCAUCCCGCCGGGCGCCAACUACACGUACCGCUUCCAGGCCAAGGACCAGAUCGGAACCUUCUUCUACUUCCCGUCCCUGGCCCUGCACCGCGCCGCGGGCGGCUUCGGCGCGCUCAACGUGUACCAGCGGCCCGCCAUCCCGGUGCCCUACCCGCCGCCGGCCGGGGACUUCACGCUGCUCGUCGGCGACUGGUACGCCGCCGCGUCCCCGCACGCGGACCUCCGGCGCGCGCUGGACGACGGCGGCGGCGGAGCGCUCCCGCCGCCCGCCGCGCUGCUCAUCAACGGCGCCGCCGCGUCCGGGGCCGCGCCGUUCGUCGGCGCCCAAGGCGGGACGUACCUGUUCCGGGUGUCCAACAUCGGGCUCCGCGCCUCCGUCAACGUCCGGGUGCAGGGCCACGCGCUGCGGCUGGUGGAGGUGGAGGGCACCCACCCGGUGCAGAGCGCCUACGACUCGCUCGACGUCCACGCGGGCCAGUCGCUGGCGUUCCUCGUCACGCUGGACCAGGCGCCGCUGGACUACGCCGUGGUGGCGUCCACGCGCUUCGCCGCCGCCGAGCUCACGGCCGUCGCCACGCUGCAUUACGCGGGGGCCACGGCCCGCGCGCCCGGCCCGCUGCCGCCGGCCCCGCCGCCCGGCUACGGCUGGUCGCUGGGCCAGGCGCGGUCGUUCCGGUGGAACCUCACGGCCAGCGCGGCGCGCCCCAACCCGCAGGGCUCCUUCCACUACGGCGCCAUCCCGACGUCCAGGACGCUGGUGCUGGCCAGCUCCGCUUCCCUCGACGGCGCCGGGCGUAGGCGCUGCGCCGUCAACGCCGUGUCCUUCGUCGUGCCCGACACGCCGCUCAAGCUCGCCGACAGAUACGACAUCGCCGGCGUCAUCGACUGGGACGGCCUCCCCGCGCGGCUCGACGGCGCCGCGGCGGUGCCGCGCGCCGGGACGCCCGUGCUCAGGCUCGGCCUGCACGAGUUCGUGGAGGUGGUGUUCCAGAACACGGAGGAGGAGCUGCAGUCGUGGCACCUCGAUGGAUACGACUUCUGGGUUGUAGGGUACGGCGAUGGCCAGUGGAAUGAGACGCAGCGGCAGACGUACAACUUGGUGGACGCGCAGGCAAGACACACCGUUCAGGUGUACCCCAACGGGUGGUCGGCGAUCCUGGUGUCGCUGGACAACCAGGGGAUGUGGAACCUGCGGUCGGCGAUGUGGGACCGGCAGUACCUCGGGCAGCAGCUCUACCUCAGGGUGUGGACGCCGGAGCAGAGCCUCUCCAACGAGUACGCCAUCCCCGCCAACGCCAUCCUCUGCGGGAAGGCCGCCGCCCUCCCACACUGACACGACGACGUUCAGCAGCCAUACUACUGCCUGCUCCAUUCGACCAACCAAGU
Molecule: messenger RNA, 2067 nt
Organism: Zea mays
Lineage: Eukaryota; Viridiplantae; Streptophyta; Magnoliopsida; Poales; Poaceae
Product: L-ascorbate oxidase homolog
Exons: 4
Coding region: 371-2014 (547 amino acids)
Molecular function (GO): copper ion binding; oxidoreductase activity
Source: RefSeq, marked validated